AUGUAUAACGAGAAAAAUUACAUACACGAAAUAAACGAAAUUCGUUCUGGUUUACAAAAUUCAACAUUUGAUCAAGUUGUCAAUCAUGAUAUUGCCGAUCGAAAUCAUGAACAAUAUGCUUUCUCUCUCUACUACAAUAAUUAUCGUGAUGAACUUCAUUUAUCUGCAAAAGAUGAAAGUACAAAAAAUAUGUGGAUACAAGGUUUACAACAUCUGAUCGAUUCGCAUGCUCUAAAACAACAACGACAUGUUAUUAACGAGACAAAGUAAGACGUUUAAUUUCAUUAAAUAGUCUGAUACUUGUUCGUUUGUUUAUUUUUGUUUUUUACGAAUAUUCAGGGGAAAAGAUAGUAUUAUAACUCCAUAGCAGAGCUGCCACCUUUUCUGCUUUUUUAAUAUCGUGUUAUUUAUAUUUUUAACCAAGAUUUUUUUUAUCUAGAAGUUUUUUUUUCAUAAUUAUAGAAAAAUCCUUAUCAAUAGAUACUGGUAGCCUUGUUUUAUUCUAAUUCUUUCAAUUUUACAAAAAUGAUCUGUAUUUUCUACUGACUAGAAAUAAAUAGCAAUGUAUAUUUUUGGUUUUUAAUCUUUUCUCAAUUUAUGUUUCUCUUUCUAUUGUAUUUUGUAUUAGCCAUCUAUUCCGUACAAACCAACAUAUACAUUCUUUUGUGUAUUGGGUUGAUAAGCAUAAAUAAUUAAUAUGAUUAGUAAUGACACAGGGAUAGAGAAACUAAGUGAAGAUGAUAAUGACAGCACGAUUACUAAGGAAAAUAAUAUCAAAAUAUUAGUAGUUGCUGAACAAAUACCCAUGUGUUCGGAAGUUGAACCAAAAAGAAAGGAAAUCGAAGCAAAGCGUGUUUCACAAAGAAUGGCUUAAAAUCGUCGAAUAUCAAAGAGUUUUAAAAGAAUAUAAAUUACACUCAUCUCAGGCAACAUGUAUUGUUUGUAAUCAACAAUUCUCUGUACAUUACUGAGAGAAAACUGAUGAUGACAAUCAUAUAAACACUUAGAAACACAAAAAGCACAUGAAGUCUUAUGAUUUUAAUCAACAGUUAUUUGAAAUUCCUCUUCAUCAUGUGCUGAAACGUAUAAAUAUUUAUUAGGUAGUCAAUAUUUAUUAGAACACCUCCUCAAAAAAGUGCAUUUUCGUCAAAAACGUCAGAAAGUAGGUAAAUGCAUGAAAAGAUAGCCUGCAGUGUGAUCUUUCAAAAAAAGUAUGGUUUUUAAUUUAAUACUUCAUGUUUGCCCGAAAUUAAUCAUGAUUUUCAUCAUCUUCUGCAAAAAAAUAGAGUUUUUUCGUAAAAAACAGGAGAUCUUUUUCACUUUUUCUUAGAUCAUCUUGUCUCAAACACACAGGCGAGAAUUCUCCGUUCAUGCUAGCAUAAUACCUAACUUUUUUUUUAUUGAAAGAGCAUGUCAAGAUGAAGUGCAUCAAAGAGUCUUUUUUUUUUAGAUAAGCUUUUUUAUUAUCACAUAAGAACAUAUGUCUAUUGAAAAAUAUCGAUUUUUUUGUGAGGGUGUGGGUGUGGGUGUGGGG
Molecule: messenger RNA, 1534 nt
Organism: Rotaria sordida
Lineage: Eukaryota; Metazoa; Rotifera; Eurotatoria; Philodinida; Philodinidae
Source: the annotation of a GenBank genome assembly